Parnassius mnemosyne (clouded apollo) is the source of this 321-nucleotide messenger RNA. The record is from the annotation of a GenBank genome assembly. NCBI's taxonomy places the organism in Eukaryota, Metazoa, Arthropoda, Insecta, Lepidoptera, Papilionidae.
AUGGCUUUGGAAAAGUCCUUUAAAGUGAUAUGCAUUAAAAUCGUACUAUUUUUAGGUGUUUUAGCGAUAGCGACACAUUUAACAGUUACCUUUUGGGAAUAUUUUGUUUUACGAACAGAACUAAGCAAAAUAAACUCCAGUUUGCACGUCCUUAAGGACACCCUCAGCAUUAUAAGUAGUGAAUAUGAUAAAGUCAGUAAAGAUUUAAGUGAAUUGAGUACAAAACAAUUAUCGAAAUCUUUUAUCAAUGGUAAACGUACAGAAAAAUGGGACGAAAAUACGUUCCACGAUAUUAAGGUUGAAGAAAAUUAUGCUUAUUGA